Messenger RNA from Priapulus caudatus, 312 nucleotides. RefSeq lists its product as uncharacterized. Lineage: Eukaryota; Metazoa; Priapulida; Priapulimorpha; Priapulimorphida; Priapulidae. The transcript has 2 exons. The annotation marks the transcript as partial. The record is from RefSeq and is a predicted model, not a curated record.
CCCAUGACCUCGCGGAUGUCACAACGCUCUGUGAGGAAUGAUAUUCCCAUGACCUCGCGGAUGUCGCUAAGCUCUGUGAGGAAUGAUAUUCCCAUGACCGCGCCGAUGUCACUAAGCCCUGUGAGGAAUGAUAUUCCCAUGACCGCGCCGAUGUCACUAAGCUCUGUGAGGAAUGAUAUUCCCAUGACCGCGCCGAUGUCACUAAGCUCUGUGAGGCCUGACUCUUACCUAGAUAUCGUGCUACAGGUCGUUGGUGUUUGCGUGAUGAGAUCAACGACAAUUGAUGGUGAGAGCCUGGGAUGGAACUCUGCU